Molecule: messenger RNA, 1022 nt
Organism: Biomphalaria glabrata
Lineage: Eukaryota; Metazoa; Mollusca; Gastropoda; Planorbidae
Exons: 7
Coding region: 134-673 (179 amino acids)
Molecular function (GO): ferrous iron binding; oxidoreductase activity, acting on single donors with incorporation of molecular oxygen, incorporation of two atoms of oxygen
Source: RefSeq, a predicted model, not a curated record
UGACGUAAUUUCUAAUAAAUCGAAGGGUCACAUUUACAAAGAAAUACGUCGAUCAUUCUUUAAACUACAUGCUGCACUUGCUUCACGGUGUCAACUCGACGUGAAGUUAGAGGUACAUCUCUCACUGACGAACAUGGCAAGACUUCAAAAACUUAUUUGGGCUCUCAACGAAAAACUACGAGAAGAUCCAGAUGCUGAUAUUGGUGAUCUGUUAACCACAUCCCGGAUAGACUUCGAUGAUUGCGUUAGUUAUGCCUAUGUGAGAGAGUCAAUAGGGUGCAAUAGAAAUCUGAUCUACGAUGAACCUGACUUGUUCCGUCUCACAUUGAAUGUAUGGAGGCCCGCAGCUCAAAAUGGCAUGCACGAUCAUGGCCAGUCUAAGUGUUACUUCAAGGUUCUAUGUGGCAAAUUAGUUGAAAUUCAUUAUCAUGUUGCUGAUAUUAAAUACAGAGAAGGUCAAGUGCGCCCACUAAUAGACAAAAGUACCUGUCAUCAUAUGCUAAACAAUGAUGAUGGCUUCUCAGUUUCUCUUCAUGUCUAUAUACCACCAUUUGAUAGACACGAUGUACCAGGUGGAGCUGCUAUACCCGUAACGCCCUCGUUUGUUUCACGCUACGGGUUUCCGGUGGACCGAAACAGCAGACUGUUACGAGCAAAUGUCUUUAUGGCGUAGUAUACAUCAACACCAAACGUCAAAAUCAUAGUUUUAUAAACAAUGUAAUCUUUAUGUAAUAACAAAACACUGUAAACAUUCUUUGUUUAUAUUCCUCUAGUUUCGGUUUCCUGUUUUCUUCUUUCAACACGCAUUCGUACCAUUCCGCAUUCAUUCCACGACACGCAAGUAACAAAGACGUUUAUCUGAUUCUUGGAAUAUUAUAAUCAAAAUACAAUUUUUCUCUUAGACGUGUACUUUCUUAUUAUUAUUAUUCUGUACCACAUAACUAUUAUAAACAUUCGAUCUUGAAAUUUAGUUUAUUUUACUAAAAAAAAACAAUAAACAUUUAUUUACUUUAUAACGACUU